This is a messenger RNA of Oncorhynchus gorbuscha (pink salmon), 1348 nucleotides long. Its product is annotated as putative ubiquitin carboxyl-terminal hydrolase 50. The record is from RefSeq and is a predicted model, not a curated record. The transcript has 7 exons. Gene Ontology annotation, biological process: protein K63-linked deubiquitination; endosome organization; protein K48-linked deubiquitination. Gene Ontology annotation, cellular component: dendritic spine; postsynaptic density; extrinsic component of endosome membrane. Gene Ontology annotation, molecular function: cysteine-type deubiquitinase activity. Bases 1 to 981 code for a protein of 326 amino acids. Lineage: Eukaryota; Metazoa; Chordata; Actinopteri; Salmoniformes; Salmonidae.
AUGGAUGAUUCCAAUGGGAGUGUCUCUUCUCCACUGUGCCGUUGGUGGAACCUUCUCAGCUCACACAAACGCUCCCAGCUGGCCAAGCGUAACAGUCCUGUAGUGGGGGUGUUUGUGCACCUCUUCCAUGAGGUGUGGCAGGGUCAGGGGGGUACCAGCUUCACCUCUCCAGGGGAGAUGAGGGCCUUGGUCUCCUCCCUGCACCCCCAGUUCAACAACCAAUCACAGCAGGACGCCCAGGAGCUACUCCUCCUCCUGCUCAACGCCCUGCAUGAUGACCUCAAGAAUAAGGGGGAGAGACGUCAGACACGUUCUUCCCAGCGGUUGUGUCUGGGCAGGAAGUCGCUCAGCUCGGCGCCAGCGGCGGGGGAUUCUACGGUGGUGACACGUCUCUUCGAGGGACAACUCAGCUACCAGAUGCUGUGUCUGCGCUGCGACGGACACUCCCACAGCAACCAAGUCUUCACCAUCCUGUCUCUGCCUAUACCACUGGACUCAUACAAGUGCUCCCUACAGGACUGCCUGUCGCUGUUCUUCCAGCAGAGUACGUUGACGUGUGGAGAUCAGAAGUUGUGUCCAGAGUGUGGAGUGAAGAGAGACACAGCUGUCCUCACCAGCAUGGCCAAACCACCUGAGAUACUGGUGCUGCACCUCAAACGUUUUGGUUGCCAUGGGAGUGAGAAGAGGAAGUUGAGGACCAAUGUGUUGUUCUCAUUGGACAGUUUAGACCUAACCCCCUUCCUGUCCAGACCCUCAGCCAAUCACACCAGCUACUCUCUCUACGCAGUGGUGAACCACACAGGAGACCUGGACAUGGGUCACUACACGGCCCUGUGCCACAGUUCCCUGUCCAGCAGCUGGCACCACUUCGACGAUACGGCCGUGAGUGAGGUAGUGGACUUCUUGGUGCAGUCUCCUAACGCCUACAUCCUGCUGUACAGCCGUCAACCCUUCCACAGGCCCAACAUACCCCGGAUCUGACCCACCACAGACCCACCACACCCCGGAUCUGACCCAACACAGACCCACCACACCCCGGAUCUGACCCAACACAGACCCACCACACCCCGGAUCUGACCCAACACAGACCCACCACACCCCGGAUCUGACCCGCCACAGACCCAACAUACCCCAGAUCUGACCAACACAGACCCAACAUACCCCAGAUCUGACCCACCACAGACCCAACAUACCCCAGAUCUGACCCACCACAGACCCAACAUACCCCAGAUCUGACCCACCACAGACCCAACAUACCCCAGAUCUGACCCACCACAGACCCAACAUACCCCAGAUCUGACCAACACAGACCCAACAUACCCCGGAUCUGACCAACACAGACCCAACA